Entrophospora sp. SA101 is the source of this 314-nucleotide messenger RNA. Lineage: Eukaryota; Fungi; Glomeromycota; Glomeromycetes; Entrophosporales; Entrophosporaceae. The record is from the annotation of a GenBank genome assembly.
GAUGGCACAAACUACCCACGGAUUUGCACCUAUUUUUAAUACGAGUAGCGGUCUUAUGUAUUCUACUCAUACACCCAACCUGGCAGCUUACCAGGUUUCUAAGCGACUUAAAGAAUUAUUUGCGACAACAGAAGAAGAUUAUAAAAGAGGUUUAAAUCCAUGGAACAGAAAGGCUGAUGACGCCAUUUUUGAUAAAGAGGGCGAAUUGGCCUAUUGUUCCUAUGCUGCCACCAUAAAAGCCAAUCAACCAGAAGAAGGAAUAGAAACUCGCAAAAAAGAAUCCUUCCUUAAUAGCCUGUUAAAAGAAACCCAAA